This is a messenger RNA of Gigantopelta aegis, 3660 nucleotides long. Its product is annotated as HIV Tat-specific factor 1 homolog. Lineage: Eukaryota; Metazoa; Mollusca; Gastropoda; Neomphalida; Peltospiridae. The transcript has 8 exons. Bases 116 to 1879 code for a protein of 587 amino acids. Gene Ontology annotation, molecular function: RNA binding. Gene Ontology annotation, cellular component: U2 snRNP; U2-type spliceosomal complex. The record is from RefSeq and is a predicted model, not a curated record. Gene Ontology annotation, biological process: mRNA splicing, via spliceosome.
GACGAACUUUAAACGCGGGUUUGCGUUUGAUAGUACUUUUUAUCUGUUUAUUAAUUUUGUUUAAUUACAUGACAUUAUUAUGAUGACAAACUUAUAAUGACCAAGACUUGACAAGAUGAGUGAAGAUUUUGAAGAACAACUUCGUCUGGAACAGGAGGAGAAGAAAAAAAAGCAGACCGGGGAGGGGACCUACAUAGACAGUGAUGGAACUGAGUUCGAGUGGGACGCUGCUAAGAAGGCGUGGUUUCCAAAAAUUGAUGAAGACUUCAUCGCUCGAUAUCAGAUGAAUUAUGGGACAACACCAGCAGAGAGCAGCACCAAAACGACUGACCAGGAUGAAGACGCAGAAGCAUCGUCAAGUAAAGAGUACGAGGACUACUGGCGGGACUACUACAACUACUACAACCACUACGAGCAGGCCGGCAGCGCCAAUGUCGGCAAACAGGAACAGAGUGGUGCAAAGACGGAUAAGUCAGGACCAGAGGUGGAUUACACCAGUGAUGCAUACUGGGAGUAUUACCAGUAUUACUAUGGGGAAGGAAACAAUGAGGAGGGAGAGGAGAAGACAGAGGAAGAUGAUGCCGUCAAAGAAAAGGAGGAAAAUAAAGCAGAGGAAACCAAGACCGAAGAGACGGCGGGAGAAAAAAGGAAGGCUAUAGAUGGCUGGUUUGAGCACGACACCGAGAAGAGCCAGCAUGUGUAUGUGUCAGGUUUACCGAGUGACAUCACGGAUGAUGAGUACAGCGAGAUGAUGGCCAAGUGCGGACUCAUCAUGUACGACCCGUUCAAUCGCAAACCCAAACUCAAACUCUACAAGGACAGCAACGGAAAGCCAAAGGGAGAUGGACUCUGCUGCUACAUAAAGAGUGAAUCAGUGGACCUAGCCCUGCAGAUUUUGGAUGGCUCGUACAUUCGUGACCGCAUGAUAAGUGUGGAGAAGGCCAAGUUUGAAAUGAAGGGCUCGUACGACCCCAAAAGGAAAAAGAAGUUGAACAACAGACAGAAAAAGAAACUGAAAGAGAAGCAGGAAAAGUUGUUUGCAUGGCUCCCAGAAAUACCGACAGAACCCACACGGAAGAAACACGAGCGAACAGUUAUUCUGAAACACAUGUUUGACUCCAAGGAGUUUGACUUCAACCCGGCUGGUAUAGUGGAACUACAAGAUGAAGUUCGAACUGAAGCUCUCAAAUUUGGAGAAGUGAACAAGGUGACCAUACAUGAUCGUAACCCUGAUGGUGUCAUCACUUUGAUCUUCAAGAAUGCCGAGGAUGCUGAUAAAUGCAUUGCUGCUUUCAAUGGGCGGUGGUUUGCAAAACGUAAGAUUUCUGCUGAAACGUGGGACGGGAAGACGAAGUAUCACAUUGAGGAGAGUGAGGAGGAGAGAAACAAGCGACUCAAACAGUGGGAGACGUUCCUUGAGAAGGGAGAGGCUGCAGGGACAUCGAAGGACUCCAUAGUCUCAUCAGAGGAAAUAACAUCAGGGUCUGGUCGUGUGUCCACCACCGAGGUCACAGAGGCUGCCAAGAUGGAUGACACAGAACCUAGUCCUGGAAUAACUGAUGUAGUACAGAAUGAGGUAGUCCAUAUGAAUGACACAUCUAGACAUAUUUCUACCACAAAUGCAACACAGGUUGAUAGCAAAGCAUCAAGUCUUGCAACAGCCACUGAUGAUGGUGGUAAAACUGAAGAUAGUUCAUCAGGUGUGUCAACCACAGAUGAUGCAGCAAAAAUCGAGGAUUCUUCAUUACCCCAUCGAAAUCCCAGUUCUGUGAUUGAACCAGAUUCAGUUGCUAAAACUGAUUCAUCAUCAGAAAAUAAUUUAUGUUCAAAGAUUGAUUCCAAAGUUGAGCAUAACAUGUCAGACAGUUCAGGUUCAUAAUACUGAGCCUUAGAAACUUGUCCCUUUGAUGUGAAUAAAAUACUUUUGUAAUGUAAUAAUAAUGUAAUAAAUUUUGAGAGUAGAGUUUCUCUUAAAAAGAGUUGCUCAUCAUAAAGCUACAUCAAACAGUACAUUAGUUUUGUGUUGGAAUUUUGGAACUGAAGUAACCAAGAAUGAAGUGCUUCAUUGUGGACAAAUCACAUUGCUGUGUGCAGGUUGAAUUUUGGGACUAGCAGUUCUGAAGUAGGAAGGAUGUAUACUCCAAUUGUAUAUUAAUAUAAAAUAAAAAUAAAAACUGCCUUGUGUCAAGCUAUCACCUUGAAAUGUUAAUAGUAUUUGUCAUUUAGAUUUGCUCCUCCAGCUCCUAUGUCAGUGGCUAAAAGUAAUUUGCUCCUCCAGCUCCUAUGUCAGUGGCUAAAGGUGAUUUGCUUCUCCAGCUCCUGUGUCAGUGGCUAAAGGCGAUUUGCUCCUCCAGCUCCUAUGUCAGUGUCUAAAGGUGAUUUGCUCCUCCAGCUCCUGUCAGUGGCUAAAGGUGAUUGGCUCCUCCAGCUCCUAUGUCAGUGUCUAAAGUUGAUUUGCUCCUCCAGCUCCUAUGUCAUUAGCUAAAGGUGAUUUGCUCCUCCAGCUCCUAUGUCAGUGGCUAAAGGUGAUUGGCUCCAUCAUUAUUGACUUUACUCUCAAAUUAUAAACGAUUCUUGAUUUCUCUACCCGUAUGUAGUAAAAACUGAAAUGAGGAUUAAACACGAAGUUAAAAGGUUUUUUUUAUUAAACAAAUAUUUGCAAUAAAAUGUGCUAGUUCAUUACAAAACUUAACCACUCAUGACGCUAGUGAUAAAUCUUGAUCUGGCUUUUUUGUCCUAUCCAGUACAUUCCUUCAUACUUGGUUUCUGACAGUCUAAUGUUGAAUCAUUAAUUUGAAGAGGCUGUGAUGAUGACAAUGUACACGUUUGUCGAAAUUUUAGUUGGGAGGUUGUGGGGGAUCCAUAUAUUGAGACUUAACAGCAGAUGGCUCUGAACUACUUGGAGUGUUGUGAUGGUAUCUAGAGUUAUUUUAAUCAUAGAUAGGUAUAUUAUGGAACAUUCUAAUUUGAUUUUUGUGUCAUUUAAAAUCCAAUGACCCAUGUUUUGCACUAUCAUUGACACAAUGCUACUCCGAUCUUUACCAGUACCAGUCAUAUGUUACCAACAUCAUGGCCAAAGACCGUUGGCUCUUUUGCAAAUGCCCACAACAUGGUACAAAUGUCCACAACAUGGUACAAAUGAUACAUGAACAAUUGAUCAUCAUUGUGACUCUAGCCGAAAAUAACACCAUGUUAAAUUGCAGGUUGCAGUUCAGAAAUCUGGGGUCGGUUUCACAAAACAUCGUGACUAACAAUUAUACCGGGAAUACAUUUAUGUGUGUUUGGCAUCCGUUUCAAGCAGAAAUUUACAUCAUUAUGGAAGAUGGAACAUUUUAAGGACUAAAUAAAAUAAGAUAUGUGUACUUCAAACUUUUUUAUUUAUUAUUGUACUAUAAUAGUAAUAAGAAUUGUGGUUUAGUCAUGGAUUUACGUUUAUGUUCAAAACUAAGCUUACAAUGUUUGGUGAAAUUGGGCCCUGGACUAUGUUAUAUACACAGCAACAAUUAUUUUGGGUGUAAAGGUCAUUCUCAUUAUUUCUCAUGAUGAAUGUACAUGUACUGUGGAUAUAUUUUGGAAAUAGUAAUGUUUAAGUUAUUUCACUUGCCUUUGUAUGAAAAAAAAGUGGAGCAUUUGUGAGAAAAUAAAUGUUUCAACUUGUAA